UUUUCUCCCAAGAAUACACCCGUUCAUUCAAAUGAAAAAGAAAAAAAAAAAGCUCUUACACUUACAAUAUUAAAAUAAACAUUUUUGAAGACGAAGAACUGUGAAGUAACUAAACUAAUGGAUGAUGAAUGAAAUGCGAAGAUGAUAAAUUCUCGACAUGGAACAAGCAAGUUUGGUUGUUUUGGUAAAUCAUGGAACAAUGUUCAUUCUUCCUCUCAUUCCCUCUCAUCAUCGUCAUCAUCAUCAACAUUUCACAGUUCAGUCACAGCCACAGAUCACAAAGUACUCCACCGAGUUCUCCAAAGUUGCAGAGGUUCUAUGGAUUUAAAAACUGCCACCAAAACCCAUUCGAGAGUUGUUGUACUGGGCCUUGCCACUUACCCUUCUCUUGUGUCAUCUCUCAUAUCAACCUAUGCUCGUUGCCACCAACCCCAGAUUGGUCUUCGCGUUUUCUCCAAGGUUUUAGACCUCUUCAGCAGGAAUCUGGUGAUUGACUGUUUGAUGAAAGGGGGGCAAUGUGAUGUUGCCAAGAAGGUGUUUGGAAAAAUGCCUGUGAGAGAUGUGGUCACUUGGAACACCAUGCUUGGAGGUUACGUCAAAAACUCGCGCUUCCUGGAUGCGUUGAACCUUUUCCGGAGGAUGCUGAGUUCCAAGGUUGAGCCUGAUGGGUUCACCUUUGCUUCUGUGGUUACUGCAUGUGCACGCCUUGGGGCACUUUGCAAUGCCGAGUGGGUGCAUGGUUUAAUGGUUGAGAAGAGGGUUCAGCUGAAUUAUAUAUUGAGUGCUGCCUUGAUUGACAUGUAUGCUAAGUGUGGUAGGAUUGAUGUUUCAAGACAGGUUUUUGAGGAGGUUGUGCGUGAUCAUGUGUCGGUUUGGAAUGCCAUGAUUACUGGGUUGGCAAUUCACGGACUUGUAAUGGAUGUGACUCUGCUUUUUUCAAGGAUGGAGGUAGAGGGUGUUUUGCCAGAUUCUGUUACUUUUAUUGGGAUUCUGACUGCUUGUAGCCAUUGUGGAUUGGUUGAAGAAGGUCGCAAGUAUUUUGAUAUGAUGCAGAACCGUUUCAUGAUUGAGCCAGAGCUGGAGCAUUAUGGAACCAUGGUUGAUCUAUUGGGAAGAGCAGGGCUAAUGGAAGAGGCCUAUGCUCUGAUUAAGGUGAUGCCUAUGGACCCCGAUGUUGUUAUAUGGAGAGCACUUUUGAGUGCCUGUAGAAUACACAGAAAGAAAGAACUUGGUGAAGUUGCGAUUGCAAAUAUAUCUCGCCUAGAGAGUGGAGACUUUGUGCUGUUGUCAAAUAUGUAUUGCUCUUUAAAGAACUGGGAUGGUGCUGAGAGGGUGAGACAGAGGAUGAAAAUGGGAGGGAUUCGGAAAAAACGUGGUAGAAGUUGGAUUGAAUUAGGGGACAGCAUUCACACAUUCAAUGCAGCUAAUCAUUCACAUGAAGAAAUGAAAUCAAUAUACCUAGUGCUGGAAGGUUUGGUCCAAAGAGCCAAGUUGGAGGGAUUCACGCCCUUGACGGAUCUGGUUUUGAUGGACGUGUCUGAAGAGGAAAAGGAGGAAAAUUUAGCAUUUCACAGCGAGAAGUUGGCUUUGGCCUAUGGGGUCCUGAAAAGUAGCCCUGGAACCAAAAUCAGGAUUUCUAAAAACUUGAGAAUCUGUCUUGACUGUCACAACUGGAUUAAAAUUGUAUCAAAAAUAUUAAACAGAGAAAUCAUUGUAAGGGAUAGGAUUCGUUUUCACCAAUUCGAAGGUGGUGUAUGCUCUUGCAGAGACUACUGGUAGAGAGUUAAUUCUUGGUUGAAAGGUUGAGUGACCAAUAGCUUAUGCUGUUACUGAUUUAGAAGAAAGUCUCUAAGAUGUGUGAGAAAGAUGGACAUUAUACAUCUCUUUAGCAUACCUGUUAGCUUUGAAGAAAACCAUUUUGGACAUAAUUUUUGUGUCACAGUGAUUCUAAGUUGCUACUGAGUAAAUAUGACGGGCACAGUGAAUCAGGACACCAAAUAAAAGUUUUGGUAGUAAACUGGUUUAGAAGGUGGCAUAUAAUACUGGUGGUGGAAAUCCUCUUCUCCUUUUUGGUGUAGCUGCUCCUUCAUACCUUCUUCUGGAUUCCCAGUGAUAGCUGUCACUUUGUGUCCUUCUUGAUUCACUUCUCCUAACCUUACAAUGGAAUAUUACCAAUUACUAGAACAAGGAAUAAUAUUGAGAUUAGGUCAUUAUUCAUCAAUCUCUUAAGGAAACAUAAAACUUUUACUGCUCACGCUGGAUAUUGAGAUUUCUUGUAUUAUCAUGGUAUCAAGUGUUAGUGUUGCUUAAGCUGAUAAUUUUGAAGAAAUAAUUGUUUAUUUUUAUUACCUUCA
Messenger RNA from Vigna unguiculata (cowpea), 2354 nucleotides. Its product is annotated as Tetratricopeptide repeat (TPR)-like superfamily protein. Gene Ontology annotation, biological process: RNA modification. Lineage: Eukaryota; Viridiplantae; Streptophyta; Magnoliopsida; Fabales; Fabaceae. The record is from RefSeq and is a predicted model, not a curated record. Gene Ontology annotation, molecular function: zinc ion binding; protein binding; RNA binding.